AUGGUGACAGAAGUGUCGUCAGAGAGGCCCAUUCGCGUCAUCGUGCAAGCUGGCGUUUCAGUAGCUGUGGCUGAUGAUAAUGGUGAGACGUCUCUAAGGGACGGCAGACCAGGGACCUUGUCGUUGAUCGGUUCUGAGUUUGCGCGAGUGUGGUGGCAUGUGUUCCGCAGUUUUGUGACGCCCAUCGUCUUUUUUGAGUUUCGGUCGGAAGUGCUAGAGGCGAUCAAGGACUGGAUAACGUCUGGAGGAGGAGCCCAGGACUGUCUCGAUGAUGUUCAGCUAUUUGAAGCUGUGCGGUCCUUCCUGGACAGUCCAUUAGAUCGCUCUUCUUUUGAUACUCCAACUACGGUCGAAAAUGACGUCGGCCAAGCUUGGGACGCUCUGGACAGCGCUCGUCAAAUCACACAUACAGCGUUUACCACGCAGACUCAACGCCCUCCGUCUGUCUUCUUAGCUACUGCCCGACCGCUGAAGUCGACUCCUCGGGUGGCGAUCCUUUGUGCUGAUGAGCUCGUCGAGAAUUUAAAACGCUAUGGGUGCUGCGGCGUUGAGUAUAUAAGCGAGGAGGACCUCUUCAUCACCGCUGAUCUGUUAGAGGUGCAAAGCGCAGAUCGUACUGGGUGGUUUUCAGCUCGGGAAGUGCCAUCGACAGAUGACAUCGACAUCCAGUCCAUGACACUAUCUAUCGUCUCCUACCGCCUAGCAUCCGCAGCUGUAUCCGUGCCUUUAACAUCCUUCGGAAAUGGGACGAUUUCGAAGCUCGUCGCACCGAAAUUGGGAAUCAGACUACGGCAGGCAAGAAUGGACCUUUUCCUUCGAGCCAUCGAGAUUGCCCGUCUAAGGAGCAUGGACAGUGGUUUUGCAUCCUUCGGGUGUGGGGACCGACCUUGUGUCCGGUCUUUCGUCGAAGCUGUCCUAACUUCGGCCAUUGUUAGUUCAGAGAGCCGUAUGCAUCAUCGUCCAUGGCAAAAUAUUGCGAAUCUUCGGGGGGUUCAGUGCGAUAGCCUUGUAGGGCUUCUCUCAAGACCGGCUAUACCCAAAAAAUCAUACGGAGAUGUCCUCGCUAUCGACGUUAGUUGGAUUUUGGAGCGUAUACUCGAAUUGGUGAGUAUACCAAAUGUGGUUAUGACGUCGGGCGAGAACGAUCAGUGCAUCAUCAACUUGGAUAAACGCAGGCACCUUUGCAAUCUCAUUUUGACUACUCCAUCGCUCUCGAAGAGGAGCCGUCCCCGCGAAGAGGUCGACCGGAAAGACUUUGAACGGUUGAACAACAUCGAGAGAGAGAUGAACUUGAUCUCGCUCGACCACCGGAGUAUCAGAGACGAUGCCCAGCGGGAGGCCCUGCAAGCUCAAUGCAAUGGUUCGGCAUCUGUCAAGAAGACCGUACGCCCGUUCCAGAGGCUAGUUGCGGCGCAACAAGAGAAGUGCAAGCGAGACAAGUAUCUCCAUGACCGGCUCAGCAAGGACAAAAAGCAGGAGCAAUUGCGCAAUGAGCGGAGAGAUGAUCAAAUUAACAAGGCCAUGCGGUCACGCAAGCCGAUGACUCAGGUUCAGAAGCAACACACGGAUGAAGAAGAGCUACUCCUCAGCCGAUCGCCCGCUGAAUUGGACUUCUCGCCCUCUGGUAAACCUUCUUUGGUUCUUUCAGUCGUUGACGCUCGAGUUGCCCAAUUUAUCAAUAACGAGAGGUCGUUCACAUUCCAGCUGGACACCGAAGACGGCGGACAUUAUUUACUGCAGGCUAUUUCUAAACAAGAGAUGGUACGAUGGAUCGAGCAAAUCAAUCGUGUUGCGAAACUUGCUGCUAAACGCCGCUUGACGUAUCUUGGAAAUUCACCAAAGCCGCAACUUGCAGACCAUAUCCAUGACCAUCCAUCAGCUACCACAGCUUCGCGGGAUCCUAGAGCUGUCUUUGCUGUCGAACUGGAGUUCCUCCUCCAGCGUGAAGCUAAUGGAGCGCAGCCCGAGAUUGGCUCGCUCCCGUCGGUUAUUCUGACUUGCCUGUCUGAAGUCGAGUAUCGUGGCCUUGAUGAAGUUGGCAUCUAUCGUGUUGCUGGUGCUACUUCUGAAGUUAACGCUCUCCGCGACGCCUUCAACAGAGGCGAGUGGCCUAUUACCCCCGACAGUGAUAUCCAUGCCGUAUGCGACUUGAUCAAGUCAUGGUUCAGGUUACUCCCCGAGCCUGUCUUCCCAUCGUCGUCCUAUUUCAAUGUUAUUGAGGCAAUGAAGCUCGAGAAUCUUAAUUCGCGGCUUGCAUGUAUCCGAAGUGUCGUGCACGGGCUUCCUCAGGCAAACUUUGACCUUUUGAAGAGGAUUGCCGAACAUCUCGAUAGAGUAACCGACUACGAGGAACACAACCAAAUGACAGCUGAAGCCCUUGCAAUCGUUUUCAGCCCCAACCUCCUUCGUGCACCGCAGAAUGACUUUGCCCUGAUCUUGUCGAACAUGGGACAUACCCACAAACUCGUGAAAGCCCUAAUCACUCAUUUCCAUGUAAUCUUUGAUGAUGAGCUUGAAGCCGACCAUGACGUAGAAGAGGAUGAAAUGGAGGAGCCUAUCCUCGAGGAGGACGAAGAAGAGGAGAUAGACUCUCCAGCUGCAGGCGAUGAGUCAUAG
Molecule: messenger RNA, 2616 nt
Organism: Suillus subalutaceus
Lineage: Eukaryota; Fungi; Basidiomycota; Agaricomycetes; Boletales; Suillaceae
Exons: 14
Coding region: 1-2616 (871 amino acids)
Biological process (GO): signal transduction; regulation of GTPase activity
Cellular component (GO): cytoplasm
Source: RefSeq, a predicted model, not a curated record